Messenger RNA from Lodderomyces orthopsilosis Co 90-125, 1206 nucleotides. RefSeq names its product chitin deacetylase (gene CDA2). The transcript has a single exon. Gene Ontology annotation, molecular function: chitin deacetylase activity. Gene Ontology annotation, cellular component: prospore membrane. Gene Ontology annotation, biological process: ascospore wall assembly; carbohydrate metabolic process. Bases 1 to 1206 code for a protein of 401 amino acids. The record is from RefSeq and is a predicted model, not a curated record. NCBI's taxonomy places the organism in Eukaryota, Fungi, Ascomycota, Pichiomycetes, Serinales, Debaryomycetaceae.
AUGAAGUUGGGCCACUUCAUCAUCUUCGUCUUUACAUUAUCCUCAUCAUUCGUCUAUUGUUCAGAAUAUUCUAAAAGGUUGAGUGCCAAAAUAUCAUCAGUCAUCUCACCAAGGUUCUACAAUAACAACAAUGGUGGCUCUGCUGGUGGUUCUUCCAGUAGUAAAGUGUUUGAUAAUUAUGUUUAUGGACAAACACCCGAUUUUCAUGUUCAACAACAACAACAACAACUGAAUAAUGAUCGAGCCCAAGCGCAAGCUCAAGCAGCCCAUGUGAUUCCUCCCGCCCCUGUUCCCAAACAAUAUGAACUUCCACCAUCACCCAUGAUUUACCCUCCUAAAUUACCAUUUCCUCAAUGGUUGACUGAUUUUACGGGAUUACAUGAAUGGCCAGGAUUAGAUCCGCCAUAUAUCCCCUUGGACUUCAUUGAUUUCAACAAGAUUGUCCCUGUUCCACUCCAUCCACAAGCUAGUUGUUCAGCAAUGACAUUGCGAUCACCGGCAUCAUGCUCAUUUGAUUGUUUCAAUUGUGUUGAGUUUGAUGAUGUGUAUACAUGUCCUAAGUUAUCUCAAACUUUUGAUGAUGGACCUAGCCCAUACACUUCUAAACUUCUUGAUGCAUUAGCCAAAUCACAAACCCAAACUACUUUUUUCACAUUGGGAGUCAAUAUUGUUCGAUUUCCCGAGAUUUACCAAUCUGCUAGCUCUGCUGGCCAUAUAAUGGGAUCACAUACAUGGUCACACAAGUUUCUUCCAGCAUUGUCGAAUCAAGAUAUAAUUGCUCAAAUUGAAUGGCUGAUUUGGAGUAUGAAUGCAACGGGGUUCCAUUUACCUAAAUGGUUUAGACCCCCCUAUGGUGGCAUAGAUAAUCGAGUGAGAUCUAUUCUAAGACAAUUUGGUAUGCAGGCGGUAUUGUGGAAUUUUGAUACUUUUGAUUGGAGGAUGCUUGACCAUUCAAAUAUGAGGAAUGAGCAGGAUGUUUAUAAUGAUGUGAAGAACUUCAAGCAACAAAGAAAAGGAGGAGGAGUAAGUGGUGGUGGUGGUUCAGGGGGGUUAAUUUUGGAACAUGAUGCGAUUCAACGUACUGUUGAUGUUGGGAUUGAGAUAUUGGAGAAUGUAGUUGGUGGUGGUAAAGAUCAUCAAUUGACAGUACCGAAAUGCGUUGGAGGAAUUGACUAUAUAAAAUCCUUUCCAAAAGAGGGGAGUUAG